Molecule: messenger RNA, 1392 nt
Organism: Colletotrichum destructivum
Lineage: Eukaryota; Fungi; Ascomycota; Sordariomycetes; Glomerellales; Glomerellaceae
Product: Putative major intrinsic protein
Exons: 2
Coding region: 268-1380 (370 amino acids)
Biological process (GO): water transport; glycerol transmembrane transport
Cellular component (GO): plasma membrane
Molecular function (GO): glycerol channel activity; water channel activity
Source: RefSeq, a predicted model, not a curated record
UUGUCCUACCAAAUCGGAGGCGGGCCUCGGGAACCACUUGGCGAGCGGGUUCGACAAUGCAUCAUGUUGAUACGGUGAGCAGAGGCAACCGUGCGUGCCAGCGUGCGAUGGAUCGACAAAACAGACGCGGAUUUUCGAAAACAUAAGUCGGCGAGGGCAUCGCCGUUUUUUUGCUGGUGUGAGAGUCCCGUUUCUCCCACAUCUCUUCACCCUUCCGCCCACCUAGCUACACGGACACGUCGAUUCCUCCAACGCAUCCAUCCCAUCAUGUCCACCAGAUCUUCCAUUUACGACCCGGGCGACCCCAGCCAGCCGCUGCUCUCACAGCAACGACGGCGCACCAGCACCUUCAACUUCCACCUGCCGUCGUUCAGCAGCCACCGCCGCGUGUCGCCUCUGUCGGUGCGGCGCGCCUCGCUUCAAGAGGUGCACCCGCACCACGACGACGUCGAGCCGGUGUUGCCGGCCGCGCCCGUCGCCGCUCACCAGGAGACGCGCUUGCACAAGCCCCAGUGGGCGCUGAGCGACCGACCGCCCAACACAUGGGCUCAAAUCCGUCACACGUGGCGCGAGGAGUUUGCCGAGUUCUGGGGCACGUUCAUGAUCCUGCUCUUCGGCGCGGGCGUCGAGUGCGAGACGCGGCUGCACUACAGAGGGCCCGACAUCCGCGAGAACGCCGGCGACUUCCUGCAGUGCCGGCUCGCGUGGGCGGCCGGAGUGUCGAUGGCCGUGUGGAUGUCCGGCGGCGUGUCGGGCGGCCACUGCAACCCGACCGUGACCGUGGUGCUGGCCCUGUUCCGCGGCUUCCCCUGGCGCAAAGUGCCGGGCUUCCUCGCCGCGCAGGUGCUGGGCGCCGCCCUCGCUAGCCUUGCCGUCUACCUCAACUACGCCACCAGUAUCGCCGCGUACGAGGGCGGCGCCGCCCGCUCCUUGGUCGGCGAGCACGCUACCGCCGGCCUGUUCUUCACGUUCCCCGCCGCGGGGCUGCCCUACGCCGGCGCCUUCUAUACCGAGUUCCUGGCCUCGGCCGCGUUGGUCGCCAUCGUCUUCGCCCUGGCCGACAAGAACAACCUGGCGCCGCCCAAGGGCACCCAGCCCUUCGCCAUGUUCCUGGCCCUGCUGGCCAUCGGCUCCGCCCUAGGCAUCAAUACGGGCUACGCCAUGAACGGCGCCCGCGACACUGGCCCGCGCAUCGCGUUGGCUCUCGUCGGCUACGGCUCCGACGUCUUCACCCACGAUUACUACUACUGGUUCUGGGCGCCGUGGGUCGCCGCCAUAGCCGGUGGCGUGGCGGGCGCUUGUGUGUACGAUGCUUUCAUCUACACCGGGAGGGAUUCGCCCUUCAACAUGCCGAGGAAAGAGGACGAGCGGGGCUUGUAAGCUGGGUAACGU